Molecule: messenger RNA, 2094 nt
Organism: Cuculus canorus (common cuckoo)
Lineage: Eukaryota; Metazoa; Chordata; Aves; Cuculiformes; Cuculidae
Gene: WRNIP1
Product: WRN helicase interacting protein 1
Exons: 7
Coding region: 16-1614 (532 amino acids)
Biological process (GO): DNA repair; regulation of DNA repair; DNA-templated DNA replication
Cellular component (GO): nucleus
Molecular function (GO): DNA binding; ATP binding; single-stranded DNA helicase activity
Source: RefSeq, a predicted model, not a curated record
GCCUUCCUGCGGAGGAUGGAGGGCUCGGUGCGGUGCCCGGUGUGCCUGCGGGAGCUGCCGCCCGCCCGCAUCAACGCGCACCUGGACCGCUGCCUGCAGGGCGAGCCCGAGCCGGGCGCCUCCCCGCCACCCAAGCGCCCGCGCCUGGGCAUCCGAGCCGAGGGGGAGCCGGAGGGGACCCCCGCAGCUCCCUCCCCCGUGCUUUCCCUCUUCCAGAAGGGCGGCGAGCGGAGCGGGGCGGAGGAUGGGGCUUGGCGGGAGGCGCUGUCGCAGCGGCUGCAGGGGCAGCCCCUGGCGGAGCGGCUGCGCCCGGCCACGCUGCGGGACUUCGUGGGGCAGGAGAGGGUGCUGGGAGCGCACACGCUGCUGCGCUCCCUGCUGGAGGCGCACGAAAUACCCUCCCUCAUCCUGUGGGGGCCGCCGGGGUGCGGGAAGACUACACUGGCACACAUCAUAGCCAACAGCAGCAAAAAGAAUGGCAUGAGGUUUGUGACGCUGUCAGCCACAAGUGCCAAGACAAAUGAUGUUCGAGAUGUCAUCAGCCAAGCCCAGAAUGAAAAAAGACUCUUCAAGAGAAAAACCAUCCUCUUUAUUGACGAGAUCCAUCGUUUCAAUAAAUCUCAGCAGGACACUUUCCUUCCUCACGUUGAGUGUGGGACGGUGACCCUGAUAGGAGCGACCACAGAAAACCCUUCCUUUCAAGUCAACGCUGCUCUUCUGAGCCGAUGCCGAGUGAUCGUCCUGGAGAAGCUCUCCGUUGAAGCGAUGGAGGCAAUUCUGAUGCGGGCUGUCAGGUCCUUAGGAGUCCAGGUUUUGGGCCGGGACGACCAGCACAACAGCUCUGCAACUGGCAGCAGCAGCGAGAGCUCAGAAUUCCCCGUGUACAUAGAGGAGAAAGCUCUGAAUACCCUAGCCUACCUUUGCGAUGGUGAUGCAAGGACUGGACUGAAUGGACUCCAGUUAGCCGUUCAGGCCAGAUUAGCAGCAGCGGGAACCACUCCUUUGAAUAUUUCCAAAGAUGGUUCUGCAGAUGACAUUCUAGUAACAGAAGAGCAUGUAAAGGAAGGACUACAGCGAUCUCAUAUCCUGUAUGACCGAGCAGGAGAAGAACAUUACAAUUGCAUCUCUGCCCUACAUAAGUCUAUGAGAGGCUCAGAUGAAAACGCUUCCCUUUACUGGCUUGGUCGAAUGCUUGAAGGUGGUGAGGAUCCACUCUAUGUGGCAAGGAGGCUGGUGAGGUUUGCAAGUGAAGAUAUAGGGCUGGCAGAUCCUCUGGCUUUAACACAAGCAGUUGCUGCUUAUCAAGGCUGUCACUUUAUUGGAAUGCCAGAAUGCGAGGUCAUUCUAGCACAAUGUGUAGUGUACUUUGCAAGAGCGCCAAAGUCUAUAGAGGUAUACAGGGCAUAUAGCAAUGUCAAAGAAUGUCUGAGAAUGCACACAGGACCUCUGCCGCCUGUACCAUUGCACCUGAGAAAUGCCCCAACAAAGCUCAUGAAGAACUUGGGCUAUGGUAAAGGCUACAAAUAUAACCCCAUGUACAAGGAGCCUGUAGAGCAGGACUAUCUACCAGAAGAGCUGAAAGGAACAGACUUCUUCAAGGAACAAAAAAAAUGACCAGCUUGCUCAGAAUGUGGUUUGGUUUUAUGUCUCAGACACUUGUACUGGGUUGGAAAUUCCCCUUAGCGUUUCAGCCAUCUGUUACUGUGGUUGAAAGUAUUAAGCCACUGAGCCUUUCAGAUACUUCUAUAUCAUUCUGGUUUUACUGCUGUUAUUCUUAUGGUGUUAUGUAAAUUGCUAUGUAAAUUAGGUGGUAUAGAAAUGCAAAAAUAAGCUUUAUCGGUAUAGUUCUGCCACCCUCUGGUUCAAAGGAAGUGGAGAAAAAAUGAGACUAGUUCUUGCUGUGAGACAAAGAAUAUUAUCGUGCUGCUUUUUAAAAUCAGUAUCUAUUUCAGAUAUUGAGAAUGUUUAUUUUCCUGAAAAAUAGUAAAUUUAUAUAAUAUGGUAAACAAUAAUUCUGAUAAAAUAUGGUAAACAAUAUAUAAUUACAGUGUAAUUCUUGCUCUUAUGAUGUUUCAGAGAAAUUUUGUACAUUUA